AUGUCCAUGUGUAGCAAGAACGACAAGAAAGAUGGCGAGCAGACAGGCGGCAGCACGAUGACGGUGCCGGCGAUGAGGAAGGGGCCGUGGAUGGAGGAGGAGGACGCGCAGCUGGUAUGGUUCGUGCGCUUGUUCGGUGAACGCCGCUGGGAUUUUUUAGCAAAGGUCUCAGGUCUGAGGCGCACCGGCAAGAGUUGCCGCCUGCGGUGGGUCAACUACCUCCACCCGGGCCUCCGGCGCGGCCGCAUCACGGCCGAAGAGGAGCGCCUCAUCCUCAGCCUCCACGAGCAGUGGGGCAGCAGGUGGUCGCGCAUCGCCAGGAGCCUCCCCGGCCGCACCGACAACGAGAUCAAGAAUUUCUGGAGGACGCGGACGAGGAAGAAGGCGCUCGAAGAGAGGAGGCAGAACAGCAACAACAAGACGGCAGGAGCAGCGGCAUCCCCUUCGUCCUCGCUGGCGUCUGACAGCCCCGGAUCUCCGAACAGCGGCGGCACGGCCACUUCCUCGUCGGUGCCGUCCGAAUCAGCGCCACGAGAGAGCACCGGCGACGAGGCCGAGCUCGAGGAGGCGUCCACCACCGCAGCAAGCCAGCACCAACAGCAGCCGCACCAGGAGGAGUGCUGCACCAUGGACCAGCUUUGGAACGAGAUCGCGGCGGCCGAUGCGGCGGAGAGCUACGUGGUUGACAGCUGGGGAGCCUGUCAUGGCGCUGCCGCCGAGGCCGAGCCGUCGUCGCCGGUGUGGGAGUUCUGCUCGGAUUAUUCUCUCUGGGGGAUCGACGACGAAGAGUACUACAAGAAGAUGCUCGAUGCCUCCUGAUCCAUCCAUAUCGAUCCAUCAUCUCAUAUAUUUGUGCCGUAAUUACUAGUGCUAUUACGCUUCUGAUUUCAUCUUUUCGUACUCGUUUAAUUGCCUAAUGUAUAAAAGAAGGUAUUAAUACGUUGAUGCAUGCACGCUACGUCGUUAAUUUGCUCAUCCAGGGUAGGCCUGGAUCAUCAGUGUUCUAUGAUUAUGAGAGUUUUCACAUUAAAUGGUAACAGUAUAUAUGUAAGAGA
Messenger RNA from Phragmites australis (common reed), 1055 nucleotides. RefSeq names its product myb-related protein MYBAS1-like. The record is from RefSeq and is a predicted model, not a curated record. Lineage: Eukaryota; Viridiplantae; Streptophyta; Magnoliopsida; Poales; Poaceae. Gene Ontology annotation, molecular function: DNA-binding transcription factor activity; sequence-specific DNA binding. Gene Ontology annotation, biological process: regulation of DNA-templated transcription. Gene Ontology annotation, cellular component: nucleus. The coding region runs from base 1 to 819 and encodes 272 amino acids. The transcript is spliced from 2 exons.